Molecule: messenger RNA, 7194 nt
Organism: Biomphalaria glabrata
Lineage: Eukaryota; Metazoa; Mollusca; Gastropoda; Planorbidae
Product: serine-rich adhesin for platelets-like
Exons: 31
Coding region: 1-7194 (2397 amino acids)
Source: RefSeq, a predicted model, not a curated record
AUGGUCAUCUGGUAUGCACUUCAGACUGUCAUUAAGAUGGUUCAGACUGCUCCUUCAAAGAUCUGUACAUCAGCCACUGAUCUGGUUUUUGUGAUUGAUGCCUCCACCAGCAUUGGAGCCACCAACUUUAAGAAGCAGCUUAACUUUGUGGAUAAUACAGCCUCUUAUUUUAGGGUAGGUUCAGACUCUCUUAGGCUUGGUGUGGUCUCUUUUGGGACUGAAGCCAUUGUUUGGAUUAAUCUUGGAGAUCAUAGUAGCUUGCAGGGGAUAUCUAAGGCUCUGUUACAGAUUACUUAUGAUGGAGGGUAUGCAUAUAUACACAAAGCACUCAGAAAAGUCACAGACACAAUGUUUACAAGUGAUGCAGGUGGUCGGGACUAUGCUCCUGAUAUUGUAGUGGUGAUCACAGAUGGACUUUCAAAUCAACCUUUCACAACUGCUGCUGAGGCCAAAUGUCUCCGAAGUGCUGGGGCUACCAUCUAUGCUGUGGGUACCUCUCCCAGUGUUCAAUCUCUAGAGCUACUACUUAUGGCCAGUCGUCCUGAAAAUGUUUUCAAGUCCUUGAGUUUUGAUUCACUAUCUAACAUCUCCAAUGAACUUGUCUUCUCUAUUUGUAAAGAUUACGAGUCCACUAUUUCUCCCAGCUCAUCAGAUGCACCAACAAGACCAAACAGUGUUGAGCUCACAACCACAUCACGGCUACUGACACUGCUAACUAGCACAUUGACAAGUGUAACAACUCCCCAGAAGGAAGUGAUGACUGACCAGCCAACUACCACAACAUCUCACGCUUUCAAGACUGACAUCAUACUUCUCAUCGAUGCAUCGACUAGUGUUGGACUAGAGAGCUGGUCAAAUCUAACCACUUUUGCAUCCAAUUUUGUGCGCUCCUUAACCUUUGGUCCUGAUAAAAAUCUCUUUGGAGCAGUUGUAUUCAAUAAGAGAUCUAAUAUAUUAUUUAGCAUGGACACUUACACCAGCAUUGAUGAAGUCUCAGAAGCAUUAUUAUCUGCACCCAAUCCAUCUAUCAGUAGUACUAGGAACACUAACCUGGGUCUGGCUGAAGUAAGAAAUUCAUUCCUGUUUGGUCCAUCAGCAGGUGGGAGAGAUGAGGUGCCAGAUAUUCUUGUUGUUAUUACUAAUGGACUGUCUAGAUACCCAACAGAAACUCAUGACCAGGCCAACAUCCUUAAAGACAGUGGUGUGAAAAUCAUAACUGUAGGUAUAGGACUGAAGGAUGCCAAUGAAGUGUUAGAUAUGGCUAGUAGUUCAGAAUUCGCCCUUAAUGCUGCAGGAUAUGACCAAUUGCAAGACAUUCAAGAAAAUCUCACAGAUGCUGUGUUAAAAAUAGCAUCAUCAAGAUAUGCAACUGAUGCCACUUAUUGGGGGAACACAACUUCUGUAACUAAUGCAUCCUCAAUAAUUCCUGGAACUUCAACUUUGAGUGCAUUUACUACAACAUCCUCAUCUACAAGCAGCACUGCUAUGACAUAUUCUUCAGCUGAAAUAAGUGUUCCAACAGCAGAAACAUCAAUGCCAUCAGUAACUUCAGUUACUAUGGACAAAUCUUUUUCAAUCACAACUGAAGAGACAGCACCCACAUUACCAGAAGAUGUCCUCAUUUCUUGCGGAAACUCAACCAAGUCAGAUAUUAUUUUCUUGCUUGAUGCAUCAUCCAGUAUAGGAGCUAGCAACUGGCUAAAACAAGUCCAAUUUGCAUCCAAAUUAGUGCAAAACUUUAGUGUUGGACCCAAUGCAAACCUAUUUGGUGCAGUCAUAUUUAACAGUCACCCAACCAAAAUAUUUGACCUUAAUACCUACUCCAAUGAAACUGGAGUUGCUAAUGCUUUGCUCUCCAUUCCAUAUCCAUUUACAAGUGGGACCUACACUGAUGUGGCUUUGUCUUUUGUAAGAACAAAUAAUCUGUUUGCUACAGCACAAGGUGGAAGGGAUGAGGCUGAAAACAUUCUUUUAGUCAUCACAGAUGGACAGUCUUAUUUUCCUACUUUAACAAUUUCAGAAGCUCAGAAACUUAAACAUGCUGGUGUUUCUAUAGUAACUAUUGGCGUUGGUCUGACUGUAUAUGAAGAAAUCAAUGCCAUGGCCAGUCAACUUGAUUAUGUGCUUACAAUUAACAGCUUUGAUUUACUUGAUAUUAUCCAAAACAGCUUAAUUGAUAUUACCUGUGACAUAUCCAAUGGAGCUGUGAACCCAAGAACACAAAUAACACAAACAUUACUGACUGAAACAAAGAUGUCUACCAUACACAGUUCAGAGUCUGAAAUGUCACCCACCAAAUCAACUCUACUUGAAACAGCUAGCUCAACUCUCAGUUCAACUGAUAUUUCACAUACUACACUAUUAGACAAGGAACCUGUUUCAGCGGACAUUAUUAUUUUAUUGGACUCUUCUGCAAGUCUGGGACUAGAGAACUGGCUCAAAAUGACCAAGUUUGCAGCAGAUUUUGUGGAGUCUUUUGAUGUUGGUCCAGAUGGUGCACAGUUUGGGGCACUUACAUUUAGCAACAGACCUGAACUCUUGUUUAAGCUCAACACUUAUCCCAACAGAUCCCCAGUAAUUGAAAAGAUACUAUCAGCACCAUACGUUCCAACCUACACUCGGAAUCAAGGUUUAAAUCAAGGUUUGGCUUCAAUCAGGAGCUGGUUUCUCUUUGAACCAUCCUCUGGUGGUAGACCUGAGGCACCAGAUAUUGUUAUUGUCAUUAUGAAUGGAACAUCUAGAUAUCCUGCUGAAGCUUCUUAUGAGGCUGGCUUACUCAAAGAAAAUGGUAUAAACAUUGUAGCUGUUGGAGUUGGACUGAACUCAGCGGCUGAAUUAAUGAAUAUUGCCAAUGAUAAGGAGUCUGUCAUCUCAGUUAAUGGAUUUGAUCAAUUGGAUGACAUCAAGUUCAAUCUUAUGUCGGAAGUGCUGGACAUUGUGACACUGACGACAUCCACAUCUAUGACUAAUACAACCGUUUCAAACUUUCUGACCACAGAAUUAGCAGGUACUACAUCGGUGUCAAUAGCAUCAAGCACUACAUCCACAACAACAACUGCUUCCACAUUAAGUACACUAAAUACAUUACCGAGCAUGUCAACAAGUGAAGAAAGUACAGAUGCAAAUCUACAAACCACAUUAUCCCAAGUGACAACUAACAUGAUACCAACUACUUAUGCUAGCACAUCAGCUUUUCUAGAAUCUAGUACUACAUCAGUGUCUACAACUUCAAGCACUACAACCACAACAACAACUGUUCCCACAAUAAAAACAACAACAUCUGUUCCUACAAUACGUACAUCUACAUUACCAAUCACAUCAACAACUAAAGCUAGUACAGAAGCAAAUCUACCAACCACAUUAUCCCAAACUACAUCUAACACGACAACUACUACACAUGCUAGCACAUCAGCUUUUCUAGAAUCUAGUACUAUAUCAGCGUCUUCAGCAUCAAGCACUAUGACCACAACAACAACUGUUCCCACAAUAAAAACAACAACACCUGUUCCCACAGUAAAUACAACAAUAACAGUACCAAACACAUCAACAACUACAGUAAGUACAGAAGCAACAACUAAAACAGCACCAUCUACAAAUUCUAGCACAUCAGCUAUUCUACAAUCUAUAACAACAUCAGUAUCUACAGCAACAAGCACUACGACCACAUCUGUUCCCACAAUAAAUACAACAACUGUUACUACAGUAACAACAACAACUAAAUUACCAAGUACAUCAACAACUUCAGCAAGUACUGAAGCAACAACUAAAACAACACCAUCUACACAUGCUAGCACAUCAACUUUUCUAGAAUCUAGUACUACAUCAGCGUCUACAGUAUCAAGCACUACAAACAUGACAUCUGUUCCCACAAUAAAUACAACUACUGUACCAAACACAUCAACUACUUCAGCAAGUACAGAAGCAACAACUAAAACAACACCAUCUACGCAUGCUAACACAUCAGCUAUUCUAGAAUCUAGUACUACAUCAGCGUCUACAGAAACAAGCACUAUGCCCACAAUAUCUGUUCCCACAAUAAAUACAACAACAUCUGUAACUACAGUAAGUACAAAAACUAAAUUACCAAGCACAUCAACAACUUCAGCAAGUACUGAAGCAACAACUAAAACAACAUCAUCUAUAAAUGCUAUCACAUCAGCUAUUCUAGAAUCUAGUAAUACAUCAGCGUCUACAGAAACAAGCACUAUGCCCACAAUUUCUGUUCCCACAGUAAAUACAACAACAUCUAUUCCCACAGUAAGUACAACAUCUACAUUACCAAGCACUUCAACAUUUAAAGCUAAUACAGAAGAACAUCUACCAACAACAUUAUCCAAAGCUUCAACUAACACAACACCAUCUACACAUGCUAGCACAUCAGCUAUUCUAGAAUCUAGUACAAAAUCAGCGUCUUCAGCAUCAAGCACUAUGACCACAACAACAACUGUUCCCACAAUAAAUACUACAACAUUUGUUACUACAGUAAAUACAACAACUACAUUACCAAACACAUCAACAACUUCAGCAAGUACAGAAGCAACAACUAAAACAACACCAUCUACACAUGCUAGCACAUCAGCUAUUCUUGAAUCUAGUACUACAUCAGCAUCUACAGCAUCAAACACUACGACUACCAUUACAUCUGUUCCCACAGUAAAUACAACAACAUCUGAUCCCACAAUAAGAACAUCAACUAAAGAAAGUACAGAAGCAAAAAUUCCAACAACAUUAUCCCAAGCUUCAUCUAACACAACACCAUCUACACCAGCUAGCACAUCAGCUAUUCUAGAAACUAGUACAUCAGCAUUUACAGCAUUAAGUGCUUUGACCAAAACAACAUCUGUUUCCAUAACAAGUACAACAUUAUCUAGUGCCACCAGUAUUUCUCCUAAAACAACAACUGUACAACUUGCUACCUCUACGGGAACUUUGGUAACCAAUGAGUCAAUAAGUACUUCUAGUGCACCUGCUAAUGUAUCAUUUGAAGAUACACCUGCUCCACUACCUGGAGAUGUUGUUGUUUCUUGUGGAAAUUCCAGCAAGGCAGACAUAAUAUUUCUACUUGAUGCAUCGUCCAGUGUAACAGAACCAAACUGGAAAAAGAUUGUCAAAUUUUCAUCCGAUUUGGUUCUGAACUUUACUUUUGGUUCUGAUAGCAAUCUGUUUGGAGCAGUCAUUUUUAACUCACAGGCUACCAAGAAAUUUGAUCUGAACACCUAUCAUAAUAAAACUGCAGUUGCUAAUGCUCUACUGGCUAUACCAUAUCCUUUCACCAGUGGCACAAACACUGCUUCAGCAUUGUCCUUUAUACUGACAAAUAACACAUUUGGUACAUCCAGUGGAGGCAGAGAUGAUGCUCAAAACAUUCUCAUAGUCAUAACAGAUGGACAAUCUUCCAAUCCUAAUCAAACAAUCAUAGCAGCUCAGAAUUUGAAAGAUGCUGGCAUAUCAAUAGUAACAAUAGGAAUAGGUCUGGCAGAUUUACACGAAAUAACAGCAAUGGCCAGUCAGCAUGAUUUUGUGUUUAACAUAAACAACUUUGAUGUCUUAAGCAUAAUCAAUAAAGACUUGUUGCAAAUUACUUGUGACAUAUCUAAUGUCUUCACAAACCAAACAACUAAUGCAUCUACAACAAGGGCCACAACAAGGGAUGUAUCAACAAGUCAAAGUAUUACUACCUUGCUUGUCACCGAAACACCAUCCACUCAAGCAUCAUCAUCAUUAGCUAGUGCCACCAGUAUUUCUCCUAGAACAACAACUGUACAACUUGCUACCUCUACAGGAACUUUGGUAACCAAUGGGUCAAUAAGUACUUCUAGUGCACCUGCUAAUAUAUCAUUUGAAGAUACACCUGCUCCACUACCUGGAGAUGUUGUUGUUUCUUGUGGAAAUUCCAGCAAGGCAGACAUAAUAUUUCUACUUGAUGCAUCGUCCAGUGUAACAGAACCAAACUGGAAAAAGAUUGUCAAAUUUUCAUCCGAUUUGGUUCUGAACUUUACUUUUGGUUCUGAUAGCAAUCUGUUUGGAGCAGUCAUUUUCAACUCACAGGCUACCAAGAAAUUUGAUCUGAACACCUAUCAUAAUAAAACUGCAGUUGCUAAUGCUCUACUGGCUAUACCAUAUCCUUUCACCAGUGGCACAAACACUGCUUCAGCAUUGUCCUUUUUACUGACAAAUAACACAUUUGGUACAUCCAGCGGAGGCAGAGAUGAUGCUCAUAACAUUCUCAUAGUCAUAACAGAUGGACAAUCCUCCAAUCCUAAUCAAACAAUCAUAGCAGCUCAGAAUUUGAAAGAUGCUGGCAUAUCAAUAGUAACAAUAGGAAUAGGUCUGGCAGAUUUACACGAAAUAACAGCAAUGGCCAGUCAGCAUGAUUUUGUGUUUAACAUAAGCAACUUUGAUGUCUUAAGCAUAAUCAAUAAAGACUUGUUGCAAAUUACUUGUGACAUAUCUAAUGGCUUCACAAACCAAACAACUAAUGCAUCUACAACAAGGGCCACAACAAGGGAUGUAUCAACAAGUCAAAGUAUUACUACCUUGCUUGUCACCGAAACAACAUCCAUUCAAGCAUCAUCAUCAUUAGCUAGUGCCACCAGUAUUUCUCCUAGAACAACAACUGUACAGCUUGCUACCUCUACAGGAACUUUGGUAACCAAUGGGUCAAUAAGUACUUCUAGUGCACCUGCUAAUAUAUCAUUUGAAGAUACACCUGCUCCACUACCUGGAGAUGUUGUUGUUUCUUGUGGAAAUUCCAGCAAGGCAGACAUAAUAUUUCUACUUGAUGCAUCGUCCAGUGUAACAGAACCAAACUGGAAAAAGAUUGUCAAAUUUUCAUCCGAUUUGGUUCUGAACUUUACUUUUGGUUCUGAUAGCAAUCUGUUUGGAGCAGUCAUUUUCAACUCACAGGCUACCAAGAAAUUUGAUCUGAACACCUAUCAUAAUAAAACUGCAGUUGCUAAUGCUCUACUGGCUAUACCAUAUCCUUUCACCAGUGGCACAAACACUGCUUCAGCAUUGUCCAUUUUACUGACAAAUAACACAUUUGGUACAUCCAGUGGAGGCAGAGAUGAUGCUCAUAACAUUCUCAUAGUCAUAACAGAUGGACAAUCCUCCAAUCCUAAUCAAAGUAUGAACCAUUUUAAAUUUGUUGACAGUCUUUAUUCUUCAUCUAGAUUAAAUAAUGUAUCUUUCUGA